Molecule: messenger RNA, 6285 nt
Organism: Schistocerca americana (American grasshopper)
Lineage: Eukaryota; Metazoa; Arthropoda; Insecta; Orthoptera; Acrididae
Product: chitin synthase chs-2-like
Exons: 22
Coding region: 15-4592 (1525 amino acids)
Cellular component (GO): cell periphery; cell septum
Molecular function (GO): chitin synthase activity
Source: RefSeq, a predicted model, not a curated record
GGCCCAGGUCAGGGAUGAAUGGUGUGAAUCCCAUAGAAUCCACCGAAGAUGACUCCAGCUACGAUGGGGACGAAGAUGUGGGCCAGAGGACACAGCAGGAGAGAAAACCAUGGGAUGUCUUCCGGGAUCCUCCUAUACGAGAGAGCAGUGGUUCUGUUAGUGACAAACGUGCCCUAGUGACUCUUACUAAGUUAGUGAAAGUAUUAGCUACUAUUUUCACUACGGUGGUAGUGCUUGGUUCAGCAGUCUUAGUUAAAGGAACUGUGCUAUUCAUGACAUCACAACUCAGAAAAGGAAAGCAAACAGUCUACUGCAACAAAGGACUUGGUGGUGAAAAACAAUUUGCUGCAGAACUACCUGAAGAAGAAAGAGUGGCAUGGAUGUGGUGUAUACUGAUUGCGUAUGCUGUCCCAGAACUAGGCACAUUCAUCCGUGCAUCACGAAUGUGCUUCUUUAAAACUGUAGCAAAACCAUCCCUACCAGAGUUCCUUAUUGCCUUCUUUAUGGAGACGUUUCACACAAUAGGCAUGGCACUUCUUUUCUUUGUAAUUCUGCCCAAUCUUGAUGUGCUGAAGGGUGUCAUGUUGACAAACUGCUUUUGCUUUAUUCCUGGUGUGCUUGCUAUUGCCUCAAGAAAUAUGAAUGAGCCAGGACGUCCUAUUAAAUUAGUUGCUGAUGUUGCUGCUACAGCCAUUCAGGCUACAGGAUUUGUAGUAUGGCCAAUGUUAGAAGGAAGUGAAAAACUUCAGUUGUGGUUGAUUCCAGUCACAACUAUCUUUAUUUCAUGUGGAUGGUGGGAAAAUUAUAUUUCUGCAACAGAAAAUGCUCCUCUAGGUUUUGUGAAGCCAUUGCAUCAAAUAAUGAAGAGACUAUCAGCAACACGUUAUUACAAUUAUCUGUUUAUAUCAUGCUGGAAAAUACUGUGCUUCUUUGUGUCUAUACUGGUAAUCCUUGCUCUGCAGAACGAAAAUGUAAAUAAUUUCUUCAGUCUGCUUCCUACAGCUUUUGGACCACAUAAAAUAACAGUAAUUGAAGUAAUAAGUUCUGAUGCUGGUACAAGUGUGUUAGAUGAGGCUCUUACAACUCCUGAGAAGUUUCAAAUGGACGCAUACUAUUAUGCUUCAGUCUUUGUACUUAUCAUACAGAUAUGCGCAGCAUAUAUCUGUUAUAUAUUUGGAAAAUUUGCCUGCAAAAUAAUGAUCCAGCCAAUUGCUUUUGCAUUCCCUGUGAAUGUGACAGUUCCACUGUCUAUUUCAUUACUAAUUGUAAUGUGUGGGUUAAAGAACACAGAUCCUUGCACUUACCAGAACAUUAUACCAGAUUACCUUUUCUUUGAUGCACCAAGCUCUUACACAGUUGGUGACUUCUUGGGGACACAGCAUGCAUGGAUUUGGUUAUUGUGGCUGUUUUCUCAAACUUGGAUUACGAUUCACCUGUGGUCACCCCAAUGCAAACGUCUUUCACCAACAGACAGGUUAUUUGUGACUCCUAUGUAUAACUCACUGCUCAUUGAUCAAUCUUUGGCAUUAAACAGAAGGCGAGAUGAUACAAAUAUGCAAGUGAUUGAGCCCGAUAUCUUUGCUGAUGAUGAACUUGAUGAUGCACAUAUCACAGAGAAAGAGGUGCUUGGGCCUUCUGAUGAGGUUACUCGAAUUUAUGCUUGUGCUACCAUGUGGCAUGAAACAAGAGAUGAAAUGCUUGAGAUGUUGAAAUCUGUUUUUCGUAUGGAUAUAGAUCAAUCAGCUCGGAGACUGGCAAGAAAAUACUUUGGUAUUGACGAUCCUGACUACUAUGAAUUUGAAACACACAUAUUAUUUGAUGAUGCUUUUGAAACAACUGAUGGAGAUCGCGUUGUCAAUAGCUAUGUAAAGCUGCUAGUGUCAGUAAUUGAUGAGGCUGCCACACUUGUUCAUGGCACAACUAUCAGACUUAGGCCUCCUGUAAAGUACCCAACACCUUAUGGUGGCCGUCUUGUGUGGACCCUUCCAGGCAAGACAAAAAUAUAUUGCCACCUUAAAGAUGGUGACAAAAUUAGAACCAGGAAACGUUGGAGUCAGGUAAUGUAUAUGUAUUACUUGCUUGGACAUAGACUGAUGGAAAAACCAAUAUCAGUUCAUCAAAAGGAAGCUAUUGCCAGAAACACCUAUCUUCUAGCUAUGGAUGGGGAUAUUGACUUUCAGCCUGAAGCUGUGCUCUUAUUGGUUGAUCUAAUGAAAAAGGACCCAAAUUUAGGUGCCGCCUGUGGACGUAUUCAUCCCAUCGGUUCGGGUCCAAUGCAGUGGUAUCAGGUCUUUGAAUAUGCGAUUGGACAUUGGUUACAGAAAGCUACUGAGCACAUAAUAGGUUGUGUGCUUUGUAGCCCUGGAGCAUUUUCAUUAUUUAGAGCAAAAGCUCUUAUGGAUGAUUCUGUGAUGAACAAGUAUGCCUUUCGCUCGUGUGAAGCUCGACAUUACGUACAGUUUGAUCAAGGUGAAGACAGAUGGCUUUGUACAUUACUUCUGCAAAGGGGCUAUAGAGUAGAAUAUGCAGCAGCCAGUGAUUCAUAUACACAUUGCCCUGAGGGUUUUAAUGAAUUCUUCAACCAACGUAGGCGAUGGAUACCUUCAACUACAGCUAAUAUUCUGGAUCUUCUAAUGGACAGUAAAAGAACAAUUAAAGCUAAUGAUAACAUCUCUCUACCAUACAUCAUGUACCAGAUCCUCUUAAUGGGUGGAACGGUACUUGGACCUGGAACUAUAUUCCUGAUGUUAACAGGAGCAUGUGUGACAGCCUUCCGUAUAGACAACUGGACAAGUUUUCUUUAUAAUGUUACUCCUAUUUUGUUAUUCAUGCUAGUAUGUUACACAUGCAAAUCAGAUAUACAGCUGACUGUUGCCAUGAUUAUCACAGUGGGUUAUUCAUUGGUUAUGAUGGCAGUACUAGUUGGUCUGAUACUACAGAUACAAGAGGAUGGAAUUCUCGCACCUUCAUCGCUUUUCUUAGUUCUCUGUGCAGCUGAAUUUUUAAUUGCAGCUAUAUUUCAUCCAAAAGAAAUGUACUGCUUACCACCUAUUGUGGUGUAUUAUAUCACUAUACCAAGCAUGUAUCUACUUCUCAUCAUUUACUCUGUUUUCAAUCUCAAUAAUAUUUCUUGGGGAACAAGGGAAUCACCAAAAGCACAAACUCAGCAGGAACAAGCAGUGGCCAUAGAAACAAAGAAAAAAGAUAAGAAGAAGGGCAUGUUUAGCUUCCUGACAAAGUUCACUGACAAAACAAAGAGCAACAAAGGCUCCAUUGAAUUUUCUCUGGCUAAUUUAUUUAAAUGCAUGUGCUGCACAUAUCCAAAACCUUCUGAAGAAACAGAACGUCUACUAAUGAUUUCUGGAAGUUUAGAAGCGAUUGGAAAGAGACUGGAGACCCUUGAACGGAUCCUUGACCCUAGCUCCCAUCUUAAUGGAAGACUAAGAGUGCGCCAAAAUAUGCGAGAAAAUCCACUGAUGCCACAUCCAGAACUCCCAGAAUUUGAUCAAGAAAGUAAGAAAAACUCUGAUGAUGAUAAUGAGAGUGUGACAUCAGAACCCAAAGAAGAUCGUAUUGAUGAUGUAAAUCCAUUUUGGAUAGAGGAUCGAAAACUGAAGAAAGGUGAAAUUGAUUAUCUCUCAAAAACUGAGAAGGUAUUCUGGACGGAUUUAAUAGCAGCUUAUUUGUAUCCUCUUUUUGAAGACCGUGAAGAAAACAAAGAAGAAAAAGCACGUAUCACCAAGGACCUGAAAGCUCUACGAGAUACAUCUGUUUUUGCAUUUUUCAUGAUAAAUGCACUCUUUGUACUUGUGGUGUUUUUGCUGCAACAAAACAAAGAAACCAUAUAUAUUCAGUGGCCUCUUGGUGCAAAAGCAAACAUCACAUUUGUUGAGGAUGAUAAUGAGGCUAGAGUCACAAAGGAAUACCUGGAACUAGAACCAAUUGGUCUCGUUUUUGCACUUUUCUUUGGAGUUGUGCUAAUAAUUCAGUUCUUUGCAAUGAUGUUUCAUCGACUUGGAACUCUGUCUCAUAUUUUGGCAUCAACAAAUGUAAAUUUAUUUUCCUGUGGAAAGGAUAAUGAUCAAGAAGAUGAAGAAGCCCUUAGGAAAGAGAUCAUAGCUGUAGUUUCACAUAUGCAACAGAUGCCACCGGAAGCUGAUGAAGAACAAGAUAAAAGGAAACCAUCACAGAGAAAAUUGACGUGUUUGAUGCCUUCUCCACAAGCACCUAAGAGUGUAAAUUUAGCUGAUAAUUUCAAAGUCAGCAUACAACAAUUUAUGAAUGAUGGAGAGCGUGGUAUUGACCAUUUCAGUCACCGUUAUAGUCUCAGGAAGAGAACAGCAUCACACUUAAUGAACAUGCACAGAAGGACAACUAUAGAAAGGCGAAAUUCUAAGGCACUGGCUGGAAAUAACAAGAUGUCGACAACCUAUCCUCAUUUGACAUCACCAGCACACACAGAAAUUGCUAAUGAAGGUCAUGUGAAUGCAGGAUUUGAUGGUUUUUCAGAGGAUGUAGGAAUAAAUAGAAGACCUUCUCAGAAGAGAAAGAGUAUAGUUACUUUUGCAGAUACCGAUGUUAAAUACAGUUGACAGAUCUGAGAAUUAUUUAUUCAUUAAAAGCCAUUGCUUUAAUCAUUAAUUAUUUGUAAAGAACAGUGUAAAAAGCUAUAACAACAUUGAAUACUACUCUGUAAAUAAAAUUUCAUUGCUGGUCCUAGGUAGUAACACCAGUACAUUUCAGGUAUCAUAACAACACUACAACAAAUGUACCAAACCUAACUGCCUUCCAGAUGAUAUUUCUGUGAUUUAGAAUUAAAAAGUAUGCAUUAUUUUUUUACUGUAAAAUCUUUGUUCAUUAUUUAUGUGAACAGGGUUAAAAUAAGAAAAACUUAUGCUUCUACAAAAAAAUGGAUUGGAGUAAAAUAAGAAAUUAUUAUUCACUUAUAUGUGGGUUGAUGCUGAAUUUCACACUUCCACAAUCAUGAAAGGCUGCUUGGAUUUUCUUACACUUUCUUGGAUGGAGAGAUAUUUGAAGUCCGUGACUAAAAUUGUCUUUAGUUUUGGUCAGUAAUUUAUUGAUCACUUUGGCUACUUUAAGUAUAUUUGUUCAAUUUUUGAAACACCAAUCUUAAUUUGAAACAACAUAUCCAAAUAUAACUAUCUUGUAUCAUGUGAAAUGUCAAAUUUCAAAGGAAGAGUCCUGUAUUUAUAACAACAGUUCACUGUCAUCAUCAUCAUCAUCAUUUUCCUUUCAAGGAUUAGUCCAUUACCUGUUCCAGACCCAGAAACAAAUAAAACCAUUCCCAUCUUCUUUGAGGUCUUCCAAUGUCUCUUUUCCCAAUUUUCUUGGCAUUUUCUUGAGGUGUUGCUUCCAAACUUCACAAUAUUUUUGAAUUUUUUCAUUCGUGUUGAAAAUAUUUAAUUGUGUUCUAAAAUCAUUGUUUCUAAUCAUGUCUCUUCUUGUGCAGCCCUUUGUUUUCCUUAGGAACCUCAUCUCUGUUGUUUCUUUGACCCAGCUUUUGUUUCUGUAGGAUAACACAGGAACUGCCAUCACUUUACAGAUUUUCAUGAUGAUCUCUUUUUGCUCUUUAUGGUCCAAUGUUCUCCUGUGGUACCACAGACAGGCACUCAUAACAAGAGUUAUGACAGUAAACUGAUGUGAAAGGUAGUUCUUUCCAUUAUUCUGAAAAUAGAUGUUGUGACUAGUCUCUUACUGCUAUCUUUUCUCAGUUAUCAAGAAGUAGAGAAAAUAGAAAUCAUUCUACAUUUUGUGACGAUGUUCAAUUUCUGAUAUGUGCAUUGCAACUGUAUGCCAUUUACAAUAACAUCUGUAGCAAGGAUUUAAAACAUCCCUGCUGCAGAUAAUGCAAUUUGGAAGAGAGCCUCUUAAUUAUGAUUUUGUGUACUACAAAGACAAAAAUAAAAUCUGGAGACAGAUGUGGAUAUUAAUCCAGAAACCUAUUUACUGUUCAGAAACACUAGUUGAUGAGGCUUAUUUUAAGUCUUAUUUACAAAAUAAGUGAUGUUAAAUCUAUCUCUCUGCCUCAUAUUAUAUUUCAAUUGUGUGAUUUAUGAUUAAGUGGUUCUCAUGACUGAUAUCAAAAAUGAUUUCACAAACAAAUAAACACUGGAACUUUCCAAGCUGAAAUAACAGUUACAAAAAUGGUAAAGGAAAGUUCUUGAAGGAAUACAAAUAAGGAAAGGAGUAGAGGUAACAAUUUACCUUACAUUUGAGUGGUCAAUAAACACAUAAACAAAACUGUAAGUGUUGCUAAGUUUUCUA